This is a messenger RNA of Trematosphaeria pertusa, 2130 nucleotides long. RefSeq names its product polysaccharide lyase family 4 protein. The transcript is spliced from 4 exons. NCBI's taxonomy places the organism in Eukaryota, Fungi, Ascomycota, Dothideomycetes, Pleosporales, Trematosphaeriaceae. Gene Ontology annotation, molecular function: carbohydrate binding; carbon-oxygen lyase activity, acting on polysaccharides. The record is from RefSeq and is a predicted model, not a curated record. The coding region runs from base 496 to 2079 and encodes 527 amino acids. Gene Ontology annotation, biological process: pectin catabolic process.
CCGUAGUCGUGUUAUAAAAUAUCUUUCAUCUGCGACCGAUAGUAGAUGGUUCUCCGAGGCGACAUCGUCCUCACUGCGUGGCAUUGCUCUCGGGCAAGCCAUUCCUCUAACCACUGCGACAGUGCGACUUUCCGACUGGAUCCAAGAUAUCCUUCGACAUCAUAAUUCACCACGCCACGAUGCCAAUCCCGGCAUAUCUGCACCGAACAGUGCCAGAAAGCACCGAAGUGAUUCCUAGGAUGCGCGUUCUAUUUGAGACUGGUCGCUUAACCUAAAUUAUGGAUGCCCGUUUUGAUCUGGAUAAUUGUCGAUGCCGGCUGAUCGUCCAGCCCGAUAGCUGGAAGAAAUUCGCGCCGCUAAUAUGAGCAUAUUCGAAUCCGGGGAUAUAAUCUGACAGAAUAGGACUGGUAAGGCGUUUUAUUUCUUUGUGUGUCCUUAUUUGAGCGUCGCGAUGUCCGCGCAGGAUAUCCUGGGACAGCCUCGCGAACAACCGAUAUGCAUCUCUUUAGCGGUGCCGCCGCGUUGCUGGCGCUCAGUCAGCGUGCAAAUGCUGCGUUCGGGCUGACGUCAACGAGCUCGCGGUAUAUCGUGGACACGGACGGCGGCCUGGUGUUCGAGGUGAACCGGUCAAACGGCGACAUCACCAGCCUCAAAUACAAUGGCGUGGAAUAUCAAGGCACCGGGAAAGCGUCUGCCAUCAACUCCGGCCUCGGAACCUCCUCAGUAACCGGCGAGACUGUCAAUGGCUAUGUCAAGAUCACAGUAAAGUCGAAUUCCUUGCCAGUCACGCAGUACUUCGUCGCCAAGCCUAAAGAAGCUAUCAUUUACAUGGCGACAUACAAUUCCAAGGAAGUCGACCCGGGAGAGCUGAGAUGGCUCGCGAGGCUGAGAACGUCAGAGCUUCCGACUGGCGUGCAUGGCAAUGUGGGCGACACGCGCGGCUGCACUGCCUUCGAAGGCAAAGAUACGUUUAAGUGCUCGAAUGGGGAGACAAGAUGCAAGAUGUACACUUCGGACCGCUUCAUCGAUGAUAAAGUGCACUGCGUGUCGGGAUCGAAAGCCCAAGUUUGCAUGAUCAUGCCUGGAACUGCAUAUGAGACAUCUGCGAGCGGCCCGUUCAUGCGGGACAUCAACAGCCAAACCGGCGACAGCGACCAGGAACUCUACUGGUACAUGAACUCCGGCCAUGUGCGGACCGAGCCAUGGCGCUUUGGGCUCCAAGGACCGUAUGCUAUGGCUUUCACAUCGCCCAACAAUAAGCCUUCAGAGGACCUCGAUAUGAGCUUCUUCGGGAGCCUUAGCAUCCAAGGAUACGUAGCAGCGAGCGGUCGUGGAUCUGUAACUGGGAGUGCCACCGGCGUGCCGAGUCAGUUUGAGACUGUCGUCCAUUGGUUCAACAAAGAUGCGCAAUACUGGACGAAAGCCAGCAAUGGGAAGUAUACGUCGCCGCUGAUGAAGCCCGGGGCAUACAGCAUGAGGUUGUAUAAACAGGAGUUCCUUGUGGCAAACGACACCGUCACCGUGGCUGCUGGCCAGACUGCCACCAAGGAUAUCGCAUCGAAAGAGCAGAAUAAGCCGGUGAUCUGGAGGAUCGGCGAAUUCGACGGCCAGCCAUUUGACUUGAAGAAUGGUGACAAAAUUGAGCGCAUGCAUCCGUCCGAUACGCGCAUGGGAAGCUGGGGCGGCUCAUUCGCGGCCGAAUCGUUGAAAGCGAAGGACUUUCCAAUGGCACUGUGGUCGAAGCAAGGUGGUACUGCUAGUGUAACGUUCACUUUGACGCAGGACCAAGUGAAAGGGCACGUCAUUCGCGUUGGGACGACGCUCUCGUUCAAGGGCGGUAGACCGUCGGUUAAGAUCAACAGCUGGACGGGAAAUGAUCCGGGAGCACCGGUAUUGAUCGACUCUCGUGGCAUUACUCGCGGGGCGUAUCGCGGAUGGGGCGACGUGUACACGUGGGAUGUGCCUUCUAGCGCGUUCAAAGUGGGCUCGAACACACUGACACUAGGGGUGUAUGGCAGUGGUGACGCGACCUGGCUCAGCGCGAACUAUAUUCUUGAUGCGUUAGAGCUCCAAGAUUGAGGCAGAAGGAGGCGACGCUUGAAGCAUCCCGGCAAAGCCCAUCAAUCCGUU